CGCUCUUUCCUCCGCGAAAGUAUAGGUCUGAAAAUCGUCGAUCAUCGUUGAUCAUCGGUUUCUAUCGUCACGCCGAGAAUAUAUAAAGGAGGUACACGUGCCUGUCACAUCAGUGCAUGCGACCAUCGUGGAUAAGAUCGAGGUCUGAUUUGUCAAAGUCCUUGUCAAAUACUCCACUAUUCGGGAAUUCGAGCGACGUACGCUCUGAUAAAAUUUGGGCGAUUAUUCAUCUUCAAAAGUUCAUACGUCACUUCGGCAGAAAAGAGAAGGGAGAAAAUCCGCACGGCGACUUAAUUCGCGAGGUCCUCAUAGUUUUUCAUUUUGGCUGAGUCAAGAUAUCUCGUAAGACAACUUACGACGUAAUCAGAAAUGGAAUUUCCAAAUUUGGGAGAGCAUUGCUCCGAGAACACCUGUAACCGCUUGGAUUUCUUACCUCUGAAGUGCGAUGCUUGUCAGGGGAUUUUUUGUACGGAUCACAUAACAUAUACAAGUCACAGCUGCCCCAGCGCAUACAAGAAGGAUGUACAAGUGCCUGUGUGUCCGUUAUGCGACGUUCCUAUACCGAUAAAACGUGGCGAUUUACCUGAUGUGGCUGUGGGAUUGCACAUAGACAAUGAUUGUAAGCAAAGCCGUAGGAAGGUGUUCUCCAACAAGUGCUCUUCAAAAGGAUGCAAGGUCAAGGAGAUGGUGCCGGUGAAGUGUAGCGAGUGCGGUGCCAAUUUCUGCUUGAAGCAUAGACAUCCUACUGAUCACGCUUGCAUUGGAGCAGAAGAGGCGUUGAGGCUACGCAGGUUGGAGGCACUAAACAAAAAGGCUCAAACGACAAUAUCACAGAACAGCGGCAAUAGCAACUCGCAUCUGUUCCGAAGUCUUCAAGGGACAAUGAAUGAAGAUGAGGCGUUAGCUAGGGCUCUUCAAGCUUCUUUAGACGACGAGGAGAGAAACAGACGUGUAUUACAACCAGUGCCUUCUGGAAACAGAGAUAGAUGUAGACUUUCGUAACUAUCUACACGUUAUUUUAUACCGUUCUAGAAGCAGGCUUCUUUCUUGUUUUCUGAUAAUCUAUGAGCAUUAAAAUAUAUGUUUCAUCUUAAGCCAGCGACAGGUUAUCUGUAAUUCAUGAUGUACAAUUCGCCACUUAUAUGAGAUUUGUAAAUGAGAUGCAUGAAUAGACAAAUCUAUCGAAUUUGUAAUCAUUGUUUAACUAUGCCAAUUUACUAAAAUGGAACAACUUCUUGAUGGAAUUAAAUAACGGGAAUCGAUACGGAUCAGUCAAUUUGUGUAUAUAAAUCUAUUUGAAUAAUUAACAAAUAAAUCACAAUGUUUGUAUUGGUAAAUUUCUGCAAAUCUGUUAAAAAUUGUAUAAUCUGGCGUUAGCUUAAAAGACGUACAGAUUUGAUGAUGCGUAUAGCGGAAAUUACUUAAAUAUUACAUUUGUUGCUUUAUCUACUUUUGAUCUGUUACGUAUUUUUAUAGAUAUAAUUGCGAUUAUACCUGUAACAGUUGUCAUAUUAUUGAAAUUACCACGUUUUUCUAAAAUUGCUCACGUAAUUAAGCGCACUGUAAUUAUGGCGUCUUAAGAGAUUCCUAAGCAAGAUUUUAUCUCAAAGCGUUUGUCUUCAAAAGAAAAGAUAUUGUCAUUAGAUAAGAUUUUAUGUUAAGUUGCAAGUACAAAUCUUCAUAAUUCGAUAUUUCCUCUUCAUGUAUCAUAAAUGUGAAUCAUUCCAUAUAUUUCAUUUAGAUUAUAAAAUCUGGCUUACAACCAGAAAAAAUAUAUUCUGUCGAAAAUAAAACAAUUCUGAUAAUACAUGACAAAAAAAGCUUCAGUAUAGAGUGCCUUAGUAGAUGAAGCAUAAUCAUUAAGAUAUAUUAGAAUGCGUUUACAUAAAAUCUCUCAAUUUUAAUAAUUAUAAAAGAACAUAAAAAUUAUUUUAAUUCACGCUUAUUAAUAUUCGACUUGCUUUAAAAAUUGCUUUCAAGUACUGGCUACAUAUAGGUUUUUAUAUAAUAUAAAAAUAUAUACUUGUGUAUUAAAAAUACAUUAUUUUCAACAGAAUAUUUAAAUAAAAGAAAAUUCUUUAUCAUUAUAACGUAUUUCUUACUAAUAAGAUUUUAAUAAACGACAUAAAUUAAGUUUUUGGUACAAUAUCAAAAACUGUGAUGGUGGGAAAAAGUCGUGUAUAUUGUAUUGAUAUCUAGGCGUGUUCAUUAUAUUAAGCAGAACUUUAAAAUAGAAAUCAUGUUUGGACAUAUCACAGUCAUGUCAGAUAGGCUUCUUACAGAGAUUCCUCAGAAUAUCACCAGGAUAAAUAAAUGUAUAAGCUUUAUACUCAA
Molecule: messenger RNA, 2334 nt
Organism: Pogonomyrmex barbatus (red harvester ant)
Lineage: Eukaryota; Metazoa; Arthropoda; Insecta; Hymenoptera; Formicidae
Product: AN1-type zinc finger protein 2A
Biological process (GO): proteasome-mediated ubiquitin-dependent protein catabolic process; protein targeting to ER
Cellular component (GO): cytoplasm; endoplasmic reticulum
Molecular function (GO): zinc ion binding
Source: RefSeq, a predicted model, not a curated record